ACCUAACGAGAAGGCACAGACAGAAAGACAGACCAAAAGGAAGUAAGAGAGAAGAACACACACAAGUUACCUAGGAAUGAGAUACCAACAGAAACAGAGACAAGAUGGCCUGCGUGAGGCAGGGAAGCAGACAGGCCUGAGCCCCACAGGCCCAGACACUCAGGCAAAGCCAAAUAAAGGUGGAAGCAUAGCAGCCAAGUGGGCAGAAGGAGCCGAGUGAGGGCCCCGCCAGGGGAGGGAGACAGACAAGCGGGCAAGCAGGAGACAUGGCCAAGGUGAGAAGGGAAAUCGGUGAGACAAAUGGGGUGAGGAAGAGGGCAAAAAAAAAAAAAGCUAAACCAAAUAACAGACCACAGGUGCAAAGGAUUACAGGGAGGAGAAAAAUCGCUAAACUCUGAAAAGGAAGAGGGCCAGGUGGAAAGAGGAAGGGACCAGGGGGACAGGCACAAACUAGAAGAGGGACAGUGAGGGCCAGGGAGGGAAAUGAGGGGGGGAGGAAAAGCAAGUAACCUGGAGAGGCAUAGGCAGGGACAGGGCAAGUGCCCAUGGAAGGGGGCCUGGUUCACACUGAGGUGCAUCCACCCAGGGGGUCUGGAGGAGGGGUGGUCAAUCCCCAGAGCCCACAAACCCCAAGGCAUGGGGAGGGAUGAGGACCGAAGGCCAGCCCAGGACACAGAAAUGAGCGGGGAUGGGGGUAGGACCACCAAGGAAAAGGCAAAGUGGACCCCAGAGUGGCUAAGGAUAGAAGAGUGGAUUUGGGGGAAGAGGGUGGAAAAGUGAACAGGAAGACAGCCUCCAAGUGCAAGGGCAGAGGAGGAGGACAGGGGAGCAGGGCCCCAGGCAGAGCACAGAAUGGACGGAGAGAAGUGGAUAGAGAGCCACACCUGGUGGUGUGGGCACCACCAGAAGAGCCAGACAAGAGACAGGGGAGUUUUGAGAGAGAGAGCGAGAGAUCAACAGAGAGACACCAAGAAAGAGUUAGGCUAACAGCAAAGAAGAGAGAAGUUGGACAGAGUCAGAGAGAAGCCCAAGAGAACACGAAAUGGAGAUUGUAAAACAUAGACAUUCCAGGAGACGGAGAGCGGAUGGGAUAGGGAUAGGCCCAUGGCAGGCGGAGAGGAUGAGCCUUGGAGGAAAGAAGAGAGAUGGAAAGAGAGAGAGAGCAGAGCCGGUCACCACGGGACCAGGGCUGGAGAAAGCAGGGGCGGAGACUGGCUGAGAGUCCCGGACAAGGAGUGUGCCCACAAGUAAGAGCCAGGCAGCCCCUCAGGACCCCAGAGGCUGGGGGCUGGGGGUGAGGCUGAGCUAUGCACCCAGAAGAACGAGUCAGAGACGUGAACGUUGAUUGGUCGAACGGCCGGAGCCAGACGGACGCUGAUUGGGCGCGUUCGGCCGUUCCCGGAGCGGCCGAGAAGGAAGCCCAGGGCCUUGCUGCCGCCAUGACUGAGGAGUCCGAGGAGACAGUCCUGUACAUCGAACACCGCUAUGUCUGCUCCGAGUGCAACCAGCUGUAUGGGUCCCUGGAGGAGGUGCUCGUGCACCAGAACUCCCAUGUGCCCCAGCAGCACUUUGAGCUGGUGGGCGUGGCUGACCCCGGAGUCACAGUGGCAGCGGAGGCAGCUUCGGGCACGGGCCUCUACCAGACCCUGGUGCAAGAGAGCCAGUACCAGUGCCUGGAGUGUGGGCAGCUGCUGAUGUCCCCCAGCCAGCUCCUGGAGCACCAGGAGCUGCACCUGAAGAUGAUGACUCCCCCAGAGGCAGUGCCGGCGGAGCCGCCGCCCAAGGGCCCCACGCUGAGCUCCAGUACCAUCCACUAUGAGUGUGUGGAUUGCAAGGCUCUUUUUGCCAGCCAGGAGCUCUGGCUGAACCACCGGCAGACGCACCUCCGGGGCACUCCCACCAAGCCUUCGGCCCCAGUGGUCCUGGGGUCCCCGGUGGUCCUGGGGCCCCCUGUGGGCCAGGCCCGCGUGGCUGUGGAGCACUCCUACCGCAAGGCAGAGGAGGGUGGGGAAGGGGCAGCUGUCCCUUCUGCUGCCGCUGCCACCACUGAGGUGGUCACUGAGGUGGAGCUUCUCCUCUACAAGUGCUCAGAGUGCUCCCAGCUCUUCCAGCUUCCAGCCGACUUCCUGGAGCACCAGGCCACCCACUUCCCUGCCCCAGUCCCUGAGUCAGAGGAGCCUGCUGUGCAUCCGGAGACCCUGACUCCGUCACCUGCAGAGGUGCCUGUGUCCCAGCCCGACACCCUGCCAUCCUCUGACCACAGUUAUGAGUUGCGCAACGGUGAAGCCAUUGGGCGGGAUCGCCGGGGGCGCAAGGCCCGGAGGAACAACAGCGGAGAGCCAGGCGGGACAGCCACCCAGGAGCUCUUCUGCUCCGCAUGUGACCAGCUCUUUCUCUCUCCUCACCAGCUACAGCAGCAUCUGCGGAGUCACCGGGAGGGUGUCUUUAAAUGCCCUCUGUGCAGUCGUGUCUUCCCCAGCCCUUCCAGUCUAGACCAGCACCUCGGAGACCACAGCAGUGAGUCUCACUUCCUGUGUGUGGACUGUGGCCUGGCCUUUGGCACAGAGGCCCUGCUCCUGGCCCACCGGCGAGCCCAUACCCCGAAUCCUCUGCAUUCGUGUCCGUGUGGAAAGACCUUCGUCAACCUCACCAAGUUCCUGUAUCACCGGCGUACACAUGGGGCAGGGGGCGUCCCUUUGCCUACCACACCAGUCCCCCCGGAGGAGCCUGUCAUUGGGUUCCCCGAGCCAGCCCCGGCAGAGACUGGAGAGUCCGAGGCGCCAGAGCCUCCGGCAACUGAAGAGAGCUCAGAAGGGCCGACUGCCCCAGGCACUUACCGCUGCCUCCUAUGCAGCCGGGAGUUCGGCAAGGCCUUGCAGCUGACCCGGCACCAACGUUUCGUGCAUCGGCUGGAGCGGCGCCACAAGUGUGGCAUCUGUGGCAAGAUGUUUAAGAAGAAGUCUCACGUGCGUAACCACCUGCGCACGCACACCGGCGAGCGGCCCUUCCCCUGUCCGGACUGCUCCAAGCCCUUCAACUCGCCUGCCAACCUGGCCCGCCACCGGCUCACGCACACAGGGGAGCGGCCCUACCGGUGCGGGGACUGUGGCAAGGCCUUCACGCAGAGUUCCACACUGCGGCAGCAUCGCCUGGUGCACGCCCAGCACUUCCCCUACCGCUGCCAGGAAUGCGGGGUGCGCUUUCAUCGCCCCUACCGCCUGCUCAUGCACCGCUACCACCACACGGGCGAGUACCCCUACAAGUGUCGCGAGUGCCCCCGCUCCUUCCUGCUGCGCCGGUUGCUGGAGGUGCACCAGCUCGUGGCCCAUGCCGGGCGCCAGCCCCACCGCUGCCCAUCCUGUGGGGCCGCCUUCCCUUCCUCCCUGCGGCUCCGUGAGCAUCGCUGCGCCGCUGCUGCAGCCCAGGCCCCCCGGCGCUUCGAGUGCGGCACCUGUGGCAAGAAAGUGGGCUCGGCAGCCCGGUUGCAGGCGCAUGAGGCGGCCCAUGCAGCUGCUGGGCCGGGCGAGGUCCUGGCUAAGGAGCCCCCCGCCCCCCGGGUCCCCCGGGCCACUCGCACACCAGUCACCUCCCCGACCACCCUGGGGGCUGCGGCCUCUGCAGCUCCCACGGCCCCUGCCCGACGCCGGGGCCUGGAGUGUAGUGAGUGUAAGAAGCUGUUCAGCACAGAGACCUCGCUGCAGGUGCACCGGCGCAUCCACACAGGUGAGCGGCCAUACCCGUGUCCGGACUGCGGCAAGGCCUUCCGCCAGAGUACCCACCUGAAGGACCACCGGCGCCUCCACACAGGUGAGCGGCCCUUUGCCUGCGAAGUGUGCGGCAAGGCCUUCGCCAUCUCCAUGCGCUUGGCAGAACAUCGCCGCAUUCACACGGGGGAGCGGCCUUACUCCUGCCCUGACUGUGGCAAGAGCUACCGCUCCUUCUCCAACCUCUGGAAGCACCGCAAGACCCACCAGCAGCAGCAUCAGGCAGCUGUGCGGCAGCAGCUGGCUGAGGCCGAGGCCGCCGUUGGUCUGGCCGUCAUGGAGACUGCCGUGGAGGCACUGCCCCUGGUGGAGGCCAUUGAGAUCUACCCUCUGGCUGAGGCUGAGGGGGUCCAGAUCAGUGGCUGACCCUGCCCCCCCUUCCCUCUUCAGCAGCACCAGGCCCUGUUGCCGAAGAACUUCUCCAGCAUCCCUUUAAGUCUCUGUAGAUACUGUGCCCCUUCCUCCACCUUUCCUAACCGCUGUGUAAGUUCUGUAACUGGAUUCUCUUUUCCAAGGGGUCGCUCUGGGGUCCUUGAUAUGCAUAAAAGGUGCCCCACCCCACCCCCACCUUCCACCUGUUAGUGCUGGUGGCCCCAAGGUGAAAAAUAAAGACUGAAUUGGACAUUUUA
Messenger RNA from Mustela erminea (ermine), 4393 nucleotides. RefSeq names its product zinc finger protein 574 (gene ZNF574). Gene Ontology annotation, cellular component: nucleus. Gene Ontology annotation, biological process: regulation of transcription by RNA polymerase II. The coding region runs from base 1308 to 4130 and encodes 940 amino acids. The transcript is spliced from 3 exons. The record is from RefSeq and is a predicted model, not a curated record. Lineage: Eukaryota; Metazoa; Chordata; Mammalia; Carnivora; Mustelidae. Gene Ontology annotation, molecular function: RNA polymerase II transcription regulatory region sequence-specific DNA binding; DNA-binding transcription factor activity, RNA polymerase II-specific.